Dictyostelium discoideum AX4 is the source of this 5868-nucleotide messenger RNA. RefSeq lists its product as hypothetical. NCBI's taxonomy places the organism in Eukaryota, Evosea, Eumycetozoa, Dictyosteliales, Dictyosteliaceae. The record is from RefSeq and is a predicted model, not a curated record. Bases 1 to 5868 code for a protein of 1955 amino acids. The transcript has a single exon.
AUGAGUAGAAAAAUAAUAGGUUUAAUUUCAAAAUUUGAAAACCUUAAUGUAAAUAAUAAUAAUAAUAGCAACAAUAAUAAUAAUAGCAACAAUAAUAACAGCGGCAACAGUAUUAAUAGUAAUAUUGGAAGUAACAACCUAAAGAAUAAUGUAAAUAGAUUUAAUAAUAAUAAUAAUAAUAAUAAUAAUAAUAAUAAUAAUAAUAAUAAUAAUAAUAAUAAUAAUAAUAAUAAUAAUAAUAAUAAUAAUAAUAAUACAACUACCACUACAACUACCACUACAACUACAACUACAACUAGAACUUCAUCGUCCAAUAAUAAUAUGAAUAAUAAUAAAAGCAAUAAUAGUAAUAAUAAAAAUGAUGGUAAUAAUAGUGAUAAUAAUGUAAAUAGAUUUAAUAAUAAUAAAAUGAAUAAAAUUAUGAAUAAUUAUAUUAAGAAUAAUAGUUAUAAUAAUAAUGAUGAUAAUAAUAAUAAUAAAAAACAAGAGGGAGAAGAAGAGGGAGAAGAAGAAGAAGAAAAAUUAAAAUUAGUUGAUAUUAAAGUUGAAAUUAGAGUAGAGGAAGAUAUUGAAGGAGAAGAAGAGUUAGUAACUAAAUCAAUAGUAAAUUCAUUAUCAGUAUCAUGUUUAUCAACUCCAUCAUAUUCAACUAACCUUUCAGAUUCAAUAUCAUCACUUCAAUCACCAGUACUUACACCAUUAUCAUCAUCACCAUCAAUAACACCAUUAUCAUCAUCACCAUCAUCACUAUCAUCAUCAUCAUCACCAUCUCAUUCUAGACAAGAUUCAUUAAAUAGUAAUUGUAAUAGUCUUACAUUAUCAACACCAACUCCAUCACAUACACCACCCAUUUCACCACCUUUACAACCAUCAAAUCCAAUCAAUCAUAAAUAUCAUAUAAAAAAUUUACAAUUUGACGAAAAGAAAUCACUUCAAAAUAUAUUAUUAUCUAGAAAAAUUUCAACUUCAUUUGAUCCUAGAAAAGAUAGUGAUGAUGAGGAAGAUGAUGACGAUGAUGAGGAGGAUGAAGUUGACAAUAAUAAUCAAAAUAACAAUAAUAUAGAAGAACAAAUUAAAAACGAUUUAGAAGAAAAAGAAAAUGAAAUUAUUGAUAGUUUCUAUAAUAAAAAUGAUGAUCAACUAUCAGAUAAUUCAAAUGAUACAGUAGUUAGAGUUAAUGAUGCUGAAGAAGAUGAUGACGAUGUCAGUGAUGAUGAAUUUAGUCAAGAUGAUAAUAAACAUUGUUCAAAUAAUAAUUUAAAACAGAUUCAAAUUAACUUUGAAAAUGCAAUAUGUUUGGUUGAACAAAAAAAGAAUUCACAUUCAUUAAAUAAUAAUAGUAAUGAUAAUUCCUCACCAAUACAACAAAAACAAGAACAAUCUAAAGAUGCAAAAGAAAAAAUACAACAACAACCACAACAACCACAGCAACCUCAACAACAACAACAACAAGCAGUUGAUUUACCAGGUGGUUAUAGUAUAAUUGUUAAAGAUAAAGGACUUAGAGUAUCAAUUUGUGCAAGUACAAGAGAAUCUUUUGGAGAUUAUUCACAAAGUUCUAGAUCAAGUAUAGAAUCUUCAAUUGAAACUAGUAUUGGUAGUAAUAAAAGUUUUGAUGAUACUAAUAAAAAUGAAGAUAUUUAUGAUAUACCAUUAUUAAAUAUUGAAAAAUUUACAGGACAAGGUCAUUUUAAAGAUUAUCAUUGGAAUUCAACAUUUCAAUCAAUUGUAGAAUUACCAGAUAAUGAUAUAAAGAGACCUAAGGAAUUAUCAAUGUUGGUUGAAGAAUUUGUAUAUAAUGCAAAUUUAAUUGGUAGAUUAUUAAUCUCUCAAGUUAAAUUAAGUAAAGAAUCCAAAAUAAUUCCUGAGUGGAAUAUAGGUGGUAUUGGUGGUGGUUUAAAAUUUAAAUGUAAUGAUAUCAUAUUUAAAUUUGUUGAAGAUUUACCAAUUCAAGAUACUACUACAUCUUCAACUAAUAAUAAUAAUAAUAAUAAUAAUAAAAAAGAUAAUAAAUUAAAAUGGCUUUAUGGUGGUGAUAAACAAUCAAAUGAAAAAGCGAAAAAAGGAGCAUCACAUGAAAUUAAAUCAUUAAAUCAUUUUAAAAUGGCAUCUAAUAAUUCAAUAAUUAAAACACCACUUAUGGCAGUAAUAGAUUACCUUGGUUAUAGAGUGAUUGCAAUUUCAAAUUUACCAAUCAAUAAUAAUAAUGAAAAUAAUGAUACAUUGGUUUAUGGAUCAAGAGAUGGUGGUAAUAUAAUUAAAUCAUCAAAUUCUACAAUUGAAAAUGAAAUGAAGAAUAUUUGUAACAAAUUGAACUUAUCUGAACAUUCAGUAAAGAGUAGUAAAGAUGGAUUAUCAAAGAGAAUCUAUGGUCCAGUGGAUAUUGAAAUUCAUUUCUCUGAUAUCACAAGAGAGCAUUAUGCAAUUGAUUUUCAAAGAUUAUUCCCACCCGAAGAUCCAUUCUAUUUUAAAGAUAGUUUAGUUAAAAGUAAUUCAUCACAACUCUAUAGAUUAUUAAGACCGGAGUUAGUAUCAAAAUCACCUCUUCCAUUAUCUUCUGAUGGUUUCUCUCAAAUUCAACAUGAUAAAGAUUCAUUCAUUCAAAAUGAAAAUAUUAGAAAAAUUACAAAUAUAUUACAUACAAAAGUUAUACCAUCAUUCAUUAAAUAUAUUGAUACAAAUAGUAUUGGUACAAUUAAAUCUUUAAAAUCUUCAAAAUCAAUUCAUGAUUCAAUUUUUAAAGUUUAUGAUAAUAUUAAUAAUAAUAAUAAUAAUAAUAAUAAUAAUAAUAAUAAUAAUAAUAAUAAUAAUAAUAAUAAUAAUAAUAAUAAUAAUAAUAAUAAUAAUAAUAAUAAUAAUAAUAAUAAUAAUAAUAAUAAUGAUAUUGUUGAUUAUGGUGGUGAUGAUGAUUUUAAUGAAUCACAUUUAAUUAAUGAAAUACAAAUUGAAGGAACACCAACCACAACAACAACAAAUAAUACUACUAGAAAUAAUAAUAUUGAAUGGUUAUCAAAUAUUAAUGGUGAUAGAUAUAGUAAUAAAGAUAGAAAUUCAAGAAAUAAUAAUAGUAAUAAUAAUAAUAAUUUAAAUAAUUUUAAUCAAAAAUCAAUUGAUAUUAAAACUUAUAUUGAUGAAAUUCAUUCAUUUGGAAUUAAUUUAAGAUAUUUAGGAUUAUUAUCAAGUAAAUUAAAAACUAAACCAUUGAAAUUAUUAUUACAAAGUGAAAUGUCAGCAAGAGUUUGGAAAUCAAUUAUAUCACAAAAGAUUAGAGAAUCUGAACAUCCAUCAGAAGGUUAUUAUAAAUUAAUUUUAUCAAAUAUAUUUGAAUUGAUUCUAUCGAAUCAAUCAACUCAAUCAACAAUUGAAAAGAAUAGAGAGUUUUGGUGUUUAAAUAAACGAGGUAAUUUCAAAUUUAUAGCAUUACAUUGUUUUCAUGAAUGCAUAUCAGAUGAGGAUAGAUUGGAUACUGUUGAUUAUAGAAAUAUCAUUGAUAAUAGGUUCGUCGUUUAUAGGAUCAUUCAAAUGUUAAAUAUUAAAAUUAAUCAAGAAGCGUUGAAUCAGUUUUGUUCAAAUAGUAAUUACAUUAUCACUUUUAAUGAUAUCGAAGAGAUUGGUUCAAAAAUUAAGUAUCCAAGUAUAGUCGAUGUCGCUGCUGGUUCUUUCUUAUUAUAUGAAGCUUUGAAUAAUAUUAAUGGUGAUAGUACAAAUCCCUCAAAUCCACUAGCUGCCGCUAGACUAUGUGAACAAGCUAAAAUUAAAUUUUAUUCUGCACUUUGUUCAAUGCCAUUAUCAAUUCCUGUAAUGCUUAAUCUCGGUCACAGUUAUCUAUUAUCAGAUAGAAUCAACACAAACUAUAAAACUUCAAUUGAAAAUUUAAAAUCAGCUUUAAAUCAUAUCAAUUCAAAUGAUCCAAAAAUUAAGUCAUUAAAAGGUGUUUUUUGUUUAAAAUUAGCAACUAUUCAAUUAUUUUAUUUUAAUAAUACUUUUGAAUUUCAAAAAACUAUAUUAAAAUUAAAAGAAUUUUGGAAACCAAUACCACAAAUUGAAAUAAUUAAAAUUUUAUUAUUUAUUUUUAAUAUACAAAAUAAUAAUAAUAAUAAUAAUUCAAACAAUAAUAAUAAUAAUAUAAAUAGUUUACAAUAUCAAAAUGAAGGAAGAAAAUCAAUUAAUUCAUCAAUUAUACAAUUAAAAUCAUUAGAAUUUAAUGAUAUAAAGAUUAUAAAUGAAUUAAUUACACUUUGUAUUAUUUUAGAUGAAUUUAAAUUAUCAAUAAAUUUAAAAGAGGAAUUAUUUAAUAAAAUUUCAAAGAUUAAUCAUUUUUCAAUACCAAAUAAUUUAUUAAAUCUUUUCAUGGAAACUGGAAAAUCAUAUCAACCAACAAACUAUUUUCAAAAUCAAACAUCAAUACAAGAACAAAUAAUAAUUAGUAUUAAUAAUAUAAUAUUUUCAAGAGUUAAUAAUUUACAAGUGAUUUCAUUAAGUGAUUUAAUUAUUAAUGAAUCAUUAUUAGAUAAUUUCUCAAAUUUAGUUGAAUUAAAGAUUGUAAAUUGUGGUUUUAUAUUUGGGAAAUCUAAUCAACAACAACAACAACAACAACAACAAUUAGAUCCAGUGAUUGAAAUUUUAAGUAGAUCUAAACAUUUAAAAUCACUAUAUAUUGAUUUCUCAAAUAAUCAAAGUCAAAAUUGUUGCCUAAGAGUUACAAAUCAAUAUUCAAAAUUAAGAUCAUUAGCAUUAAUUCAUUAUUUAGGUACAAUGAAAAUUUUAGUUGAUCAACAAUCAUUAUCUUGGGAUUUAGAAUAUUUAAAUUUAAAUCAUUCUUUAAAUUUAAUUGGUUUAAUUAAAUCUGAUAGAACUAUUUCAACACCAUAUUUAAAAUCAUUAUCAAUUGCAGGUUUUAGUAAUACAAUUAAUAAAGAUAAUAAUAAUAAAGAUAAUAAUAAUAAAGAUAAUAAUAAAGAUAAUAAUACAAUUAAUACAAUUAAUAAUAAAGAUAAUUUAAAUUCAAAUAUAUCAUCAACAUCAAUAUUAGAUAUUAGAUUAUUAUUAAAUAUGGAAGAAUUGGAUAUAUCAUAUUGUACAUUUACACCAAUAUUUAUUAUUCAAUUAAUUAGUGGUUCACCAGGUUUAAGAGUUUUAAAAGCUACAAAUAAUCAAAAUGUUCAAUUGGUUGCUAUAAAAUUAUUGAAACCAUUUAGUAAUUUACAAGAGAUUUAUUUAGAUGCUAUAAAAAUAUCAAAACCAAAACAAUUCAUUAGAUUAAAGGAAUUCACUAAUAGGAAUUUAUUAAGAGUAUUACAUUUACCAAAUUUAAUUGACUUAAAAUCACCAAGCACAUUCAAUAGUAAAGAUAUGUUUGAUUUACUGUGUGAUUUCACAAAUUUGGUAGAUUUGAAAUUACCUUGUGGUUUUAGUUUUCAUAAUUUCACAAAUUGGUUACAAAAAGGGCAAAUACCAUUAUCAACAAUCUUUAAGAAUUUAAAGAAUUUAGAUUUAGAAAAGAAUGAAAUUUCAAUUAAUUCAAUUUUAUCAGUUUUAAAAGUAUCACCAUUUUUAGAAUCACUUUCGUUAUAUGGUUGUGCUUGGAAAGAAAUUCAACCGUUGGAAGGAAGUGGAGAGAAUCAGUUUGCUUUGUUUAGAGGUAUUUUGGCUGACUUAACUCCAAUACUAUUUAAUAAUAUUAAAGAAUUAAAUAUUGCCAAUUGUGGUCUUUUAAAAAAAGAUAUUCCAAUAUUAUUAUAUAAGAUUUUCCCAUCUUGUUCAAUUUUAAAAUCUGAUUUCUUAAAUUUAGGUAAAAACUUUUCAAAAUUCUCUUCAUCAUUUAUUCAAUUUAUUAAAAUUAAUAAUCAAAAUAAAUAUAGUAUUUAA